AUGGCUCAACCAUGUUUCCAUUGUACGCCCAAACUGACGACUACUAGCUUUCUGGGAGAUGAACUGUUACAUCGCAGAAGGGAAUCACAGGUGAGACGAUCGAAAUCGGAAGAAAAAUCAAAUGAAUAAUUUUUCAGCUACAUCUUCAUGUGAACGAAUGGCUCAUCGAGCCUGCCAGAGAACGCCGAAGUGGACGGCGACAAGUUUGGGAACGAUGGGUUUCGGGAGGAUCCUAGAAGGCAACCAUAGGUUCGAUCAUCAAGAAAGAAAUUGAGUUGAACUAACCUUUUCAGAUACAUUACCUGCGGCUUCUUCUAAUUGGUUUCCCAUAUGGAAAUGGCCCGGCAAGCUGGGCUAACUGGCAAAUUUGAGGUUUAACUAUUCUUUCAUUCAGAAAGUUUGAUUUAAAUUUGCAGAUGACACGAAAUGGCUCAUCGAGCCUGCCAGAGAACGCCGAAGUGGACGGCGACAAGUUUGGGAACGAUGGGUUUCGAUGGGAUCCUAGAACCAAAUGAAAGGUUCGAUCAUCAAAAAAGAAAUUUAGUUGAACUAACCUUUUCAGAUACAUUACCUACGGCUUCUUCUAGUUGGUUUUCCAUAUGGAAAUGGCCCGGCAAGCUGGGCUGACUGGCAAAUUUGAGGUUUAACUAUUCUUUCAUUCAGAAAGUUUAAUUCAAAUUUGCAGAUGACGUUUAGUGGCUCAAUCAUGUUUCCAUUGUACGCCCAAACUGACGACUACUAGCUUUCUGGGAAAUGAACUCUUACAUCGUAGAAGGGAAUCACAGGUGAGAUAAUCGAAAUCGGAAAAAAAUCAAAUGAAUAAUUUUCAGCCACAUCUUCAUGUGAACGAAUGGCUCAUCGAGCCUGCCAGAGAACGCCGAAGUGGACGGCGACAAGUUUGGGAACGAUGGGUUUCGGCAGUCGGCGACAUGUCAACUCUAUCGAACUUCUCGUUUUCUUCUGUCGAAGAAAUAGAAAAGGUAAGAAAUUUCAGGAAGUUUCGAAAAUUGUAAUGAACGUUUUUUUCAGACUUUAACAAGAGAAGAUCGCCUCCGUUUUUUGACAAAGCCAGUGAGGAUCUUUCAGCAUGGAAAAAUAUGAGGUAAGAUCUUUAGAAUCUUUCAAGAAAGAGACAAUACUGAAUUUGAGCCAUUUUUUUCAUUCUUGUUUCCAUACUUUAAUUUUUUUGCAAUGUUUUUCCCGAUUUUCGUUCAAAGCAAAUUUUUUUGGAUCACGACCACCUGACUUUUUUUGUUUUUUUGCAUCGAAUGGAACGUUUUUUUUUUCAGAGAGGCCUGGAAGAGCGCCCGGAAGAGAAUCGACGGUCAAGCAGCAGUUUUCCAGCAGGAAUUGAGAAGAAGACACUUGUUCUGGAUGUGAAAGGAAACCAUUUUCAAUAAUAAAUAAUCUUUUUUUCGGUUUUUGACAAUUUUUUUAAUUUUUUUGACAAUCAGCCAUAUAAACUUCCCGUUUUCUUGUACCACUGUUUUUUUUUCUCACUGCCCCGAAUUUUCAAUUUUUUUUUUUUGAUCAAGCCAUUUCAAUCCCGAUGAUGAGACUUCUCACCUUAUCCUUCAGUUUGUAACUUUUUACAACCGAUUGAUCAUUCUUCAUCUCAAAAUGAGCACCGAGGUAAAAUUUAUGAUGUCAAACUGUUUUUCUGAUGUAAACAUGAUAAUAAAAUUUGAAAAUAAAUGUGAAUAGUUUGUAUAUUUUUGAGUAAGAAUUCGCAUUUGGGCAUUUAAUGAAAAAAAGUGUGAUAAAUUGGUUGGAUACGAGAAGUCUUUGAAAUGCGAUUCAACUGGGGUCGGUAAAGAAAAAAUGUUCUCAGUAGAAAAAAAAAUCUGAUUAAAGACUUUACAAGAGCUUGCACUAUAGAAAAAAGCUUAACUGCCGCAAUCAUUUAUCGGUAAACUUAAAUUGAAGAUAGCUUUUUUUUCCGAAGCCUAGUGGUGAUAGCCUAACUUUCCGAAAUGAAUAAUCUUCUCUAGUUUUUUUAUUGUAUGCCCUAUUCGUAACGUUCAUAUUUUGCUUCUUACGUGUUUCUCCUGAUAUGACGUCAUAUUCCCUCAAGCCAACGUACAUCAGGUACAGCCACGCCUCCUUUUCGAAAUCCAUAUACGGAAGGUCCGCCUCCUGACCCAAGAGGGGCGGAGCUUUCCGGUCACUAUAAAAGCCGCCCUCCGGUACAAAAUCCUCAUUUUUUGAUCUUUUUUCCCUUUAUCACUCUUUUCUGCUUGAUCCACCCCUCUCUUCUCAUUUUUUUCAUUUUCACUUUUCAUUGUAACGAUUUUCGAAAACAUUUUCUUAAACUUUACAUCUGAAUUCACUUCUUUCUCUUUGAACAUCGGAUAUGGAUCAUAUCCAAAUAUCUCAAAAUCUUGUUUUCAAACCCUCUUUUCCAUGCAUCGGUAGUGAUAGAUUCUUUUGCAAUCUGAAAAAAGCAAAAUGCCUUUUCGCAAAGGAAGUGUUCCUAGUUAGACACUUUGUUCAAUAUAACCAGAACAUGUUUUGGAAAUCCUUGCUCUGCUUGAGAUUUUACUUGAAUCAUACCAUUUCAGAAAUGCCUUCUUCACCUCCAAGGGCUCCCGGAAACGGAACUCAGCCCCAACAGCUCCAAAAUCAACCUCCAAACUUUCCCCAGCCCCCGGUACGCUUUUUACAAUUCUGCUUUUUACUUUUUAAAAAGAUAAUUUUACUCAAUAAAAUGAAUAUAAUGAAUUAUUAGAAUGAUAUUUAAAGGAAAAACCCGACUCCGAGAAACGAUGCUCAAGAAAUCCCCAACGAAGCAGAUUGGCAUCAAGCUCUCCAAAGACGGUUGGAUGAGAAUAUACAUGCCAGGGUAUGUUUUUUUUUCAUUAUAAACUUUACUAAUGAAAAACAAAAAAUGAAAAAAAGGGAACCCGAGUUUUUUUAGGUCCUCGAACAACCGAGCAGAAGCCCUCGUCCGCGACGUCCGCCAGUGACCCACAACUUUCCAGCUCCCGUUCACCGAGACAUGGUUAGUUUUUUUCGCACUCGAAAAAAUAUUGUUUGACUUUUGACAUUGAUAUAAAUCACAUUUCUCAAAGCAAAAAAAUGAUCAAAGCUUCUGGUUUUUAACUUUUUCGGAAAAAAUAUAUGAAAGACAUGAAUAAGCUGAUAAACUGAUAAUUUUUUUGUUCAGAGAGCCGUGCGAUGGUUUGCGGAUAAGCGCAACGUAGCCCCAAAGGAGCACCGCGAUCGGCGAUCGAGAAAAGGAGGAAGGUGA
This is a messenger RNA of Caenorhabditis auriculariae, 3250 nucleotides long. Lineage: Eukaryota; Metazoa; Nematoda; Chromadorea; Rhabditida; Rhabditidae. The record is from the annotation of a GenBank genome assembly.